AGGUCGGCGCCCGGGCGCCCGCCGCCCCGGAGGCAGGAUGAGCAUCGAGAUCCCGGCGGGACUGACGGAGCUGCUGCAGGGCUUCACGGUGGAGGUGCUGAGGCACCAGCCCGCGGACCUGCUGGAGUUCGCGCUGCAGCACUUCACGCGCCUGCAGCAGGAGAAUGAGCGCAAAGGCGCCCCGCGCUACGGCCAUGAGGGCAGGACCUGGGGGGACGCGGGCGCCGCCGCCGGGGGCGGGACCCCCAGCAAGGGGGUCAACUUCGCCGAGGAGCCGGUGCACCCCGACUCUGAGAACGGGGAAGAGGAGGAGGAGGCCGCAGACGCAGGGGCGUUCAAUGCUCCAGUAAUAAAUCGAUUUACAAGGCGUGCCUCAGUAUGUGCAGAAGCUUAUAAUCCUGAUGAAGAAGAAGAUGAUGCAGAAUCCAGGAUCAUACACCCAAAAACUGAUGAUCAAAGAAACAGACUGCAAGAGGCUUGCAAAGACAUCCUGCUGUUUAAGAACCUGGAUCCGGAGCAGAUGUCUCAAGUAUUAGAUGCCAUGUUUGAAAAACUGGUCAAAGAAGGGGAACACGUGAUUGAUCAAGGUGAUGAUGGUGACAACUUUUACGUGAUUGAUAGAGGAACCUUUGAUAUUUACGUCAAAUGUGAAGGUGUCGGAAGAUGUGUGGGUAAUUACGAUAAUCGGGGGAGUUUCGGCGAACUGGCCUUAAUGUACAACACACCCAGAGCAGCUACAAUCACAGCUACCUCUCCUGGCGCCCUGUGGGGCUUGGACAGGGUAACCUUCAGGAGAAUAAUUGUAAAAAAUAAUGCCAAAAAGAGAAAAAUGUAUGAAAGCUUUAUUGAGUCACUGCCAUUCCUUAAAUCUUUGGAAGUUUCUGAACGCCUGAAAGUGGUAGACGUGAUAGGCACUAAAGUAUACAACGAUGGAGAACAAAUCAUUGCUCAGGGAGAUUUGGCAGAUUCCUUUUUCAUUGUAGAAUCUGGAGAAGUAAAAAUUACCAUGAAAAGGAAGGGUAAAUCAGAAGUGGAAGAGAAUGGUGCCGUGGAGAUCGCACGGUGUUCUCGGGGACAGUACUUCGGAGAACUCGCUCUGGUCACUAACAAGCCUCGAGCAGCCUCUGCGCACGCCAUCGGGACAGUCAAGUGUCUAGCCAUGGAUGUGCAAGCAUUUGAAAGGCUUUUGGGACCUUGCAUGGAAAUUAUGAAAAGGAACAUCGCCACCUAUGAAGAACAAUUAGUUGCCCUGUUUGGAACAAAUAUGGAUAUUGUUGAACCCACUGCAUGAAGCAAAAGUAUGGAGCAAGAAGACCUAUAGUGACAGAAUUACACAGUAGUGGUUAGUCCACUGAGAAUGUGUUUGUGUAGAUGCCAAGCAUUUUCUGUGAUUUCAGAUUUUUUCCUUUUUUUUUUUACAUUUACAAUGUAUCAGUAAACAGAGUAGUGAUUUAAUAGUCAAUAGGCUUUAACAUCACUUUCUCAAGAGUAGAUUAUAAAAAACAUUGACAUACUGAUAAAAUGACUUUCUAUUCCACAAAAUUAUGAUUUGACGAAAUGGCUUAUUCACGAUUGUAAAAUAGUGAAAGUAUCUGUGUUCAAAACAAAAAUGAAAGUUAUCAUAGGCAACCUGUGUUUUCACUUACUCAGAUGGACAUAUUAGUGACUGUGCCCAUGUAAGAGGGAACUUGGCAAUGAUCAUGCUCUACAGCAUUGCCUCACCUUCUUUUCACAACUCAUUAUAUAUAGUAAGUACAAUUUUAAUUAUUUUUGUUUUAAAGUUUUCCUGGCUUGAUAAGUUAUGUGCUGGUCUUGGCCUAUUGGUGAAAUGGUAUAAAAAAAUCAUCAUAUGCAAUUUUAAAAACUUUUAUAUUUUUGCAAUAAAGUACAUUUUGAUUUCUUUGGCAUAAUGUCAGUAACCUACAUAUUCCAGUGGUUUUAAGGAUAGGCAAUUUAAUCAUUAUAGGAAGACCUUUUUUUAGGUAAGAGAUUUAACAUUUUCCUCAUACAGCAUAUAUCUCUGCUUCCUUCUCUCAUUUUGUAGUUCUCUGUUUUAUCAUUAAAAAUUUGAGUUUGACAUUUAAUGUCACAAAUUUUUAAAAACUAUUUAAAUGUACUUGUCUCCUCACUGCCUAAGAUAUUAUAUAUACUAAGCAAGAAAAAAACCCAGAACCCUCUUACCAGGUAAUAUUUUGGGACCCUUAUCAACAUGCCCACAGGAUAUUUCUUUGUUCUCCAUUAUGCUACAUAAUACAAUCCUUUGCAGACAUCUGCCACAUGGGUUUCCUCCAAGGUGGUAGAAAUAAAUUUUUAUAAGUAGACCCACAUAUAAAGAUAAAAGGAAUUUUUGCCCUUCCAGGCCUUGCCAUUUUCUUUAAUGUAGAUUCAUAAGUGCAGAGUGAACUUUCAUAGAAUUUCAGUGAUAUUUGAUGUGCUUAUCAUUCUGCUACUUGAAUUUAGUUAUAUUCAACCAAGGCAAUAUACUUUUAUUUCAUUUCCGGGACUACUUGACCCUAAUUAUCUAAGGAAGUUAACUCUCCAGUUGUUCAAUUUUAAAUGAGCAAUUUCAUUUUGGGAAAAUGUUUCAAAGAAAUAUAUACAUGGGUAAAAUUCCUCUGUGGCUAGUGUGGUUUUAUUAGGGAAUGUUUAUGGUCUUGUACAAUGAAAACAUGGUUAAAAUGUUAAUUGCAUAAUGUACAUAUAAGAAGUUAAAGUAUGUAAAAUAUAACUUCAGCCACAUUUUAGAACAUGUUAACAAUUUUGCAAACUUUCUUGUUUAGGAAGAGAGCUUACUACAUGAAGAUGACUUGUUUUCUAUUUUAGAUUUUAUUUUAAAAGCCAUGUCUGUUAAAACAAAAACCAGAAAGAACUCCAAAUUCCUGGUUCGUUCUGUAUUCUUAACUUUAUUCACCUUUUUCAAGCAAUCUAUUUUGUUGCAUAAGCUGAUUGUUAACUAUUCAUGGAACAGCAAACAAAUGCCUGUUUAAUAAAGAACUCUGACCAAGGCUGUAAAUGCCAGUUACAUUAUUUUCAGUAUUGUUGGUUAUAUUUAAAUUUUCCUUAUAAUAAAGCACACUUUUAUAAUAAAAAUUUAU
Molecule: messenger RNA, 3095 nt
Organism: Talpa occidentalis (Iberian mole)
Lineage: Eukaryota; Metazoa; Chordata; Mammalia; Eulipotyphla; Talpidae
Gene: PRKAR2B
Product: protein kinase cAMP-dependent type II regulatory subunit beta
Exons: 11
Coding region: 38-1291 (417 amino acids)
Biological process (GO): regulation of protein phosphorylation
Cellular component (GO): cAMP-dependent protein kinase complex
Molecular function (GO): cAMP-dependent protein kinase regulator activity
Source: RefSeq, a predicted model, not a curated record